GGGUGUAGCGAGCACUGUGUUGCCAUGGCGACAGAGGGCGCCGUUUCGCUGCUGAGAGACUGAAACCUAACAACCAAACCGUAAACAAACCGCCUGCUGUGGAACAUCUACAGGAGAUCAGCCUACAGGAGAUCAGCCUACAGGAGAUCAGCCUACAGGAGAUCAGCCUACAGGAGCCUCCAACACCAUCAGAAUGUCUGAUAUACUGUGUCAGUGGUUGAACUCUGAGCUCCGGUUGUCCAAACCUGUCGAGCCACUUUCUCUGGCUAAAGAUUUCUCUAACGGUUACCUGCUGGGUGAAGUUCUGCACAAACACAAGCUCCAGCAGGAUUUCCAUCAGUUCUCCAAACACAGCACUGCUAAUGCAAAGCUAAACAACUUCACGCGUCUAGAGCCCACGCUGCAGCUCCUGGGCGUGACCUUUGACCUGGGCGUGGCUAGGGCGGUGAUGCAGGGUCAGCAGGGCGCGGCCUCUCGUCUGAUCUACCAGCUCUACAUCCUCCUGCACAAGAAGAAGCGCUCAGAGCUGACGAGCGCCAUGCUGGAGACCAUGCAGCCUGCAGGCGUGUCCCGUCUGCACCGUGUGGAGAAGCAGAUCUACACCCAGCGCUUGAGGACGAUGGUGAAGCGUGAAGCAGACGUGAAGAUGCAGAAGAUAGCGCAGAGGUUUGAUAAGCGAGGCCGUGAUGCGUACAGCCGCGCUGUGCUAGCUGAGCUGGAGCGAGACGAGAGACGGCGCCACCUGCAGGAACAGAUGAGACUGCAGGACAUCCAGAAGCACCGACAGGCUCGUAGGAAGCAGCAGGAGAUCAUGGAACGCAUUCACACAGCUACAGUGCAGAUCCCCAAACCUCCUGCAGCUCACUCAGUCCGAGAGACGAGAAAACACAGACUCCUCCACCAAGCAGAUACUCAGAGUGUUGGUCAUCAGAUCAGUGAGUUUGAGAAGAACAGGAAGAAAACAUCUCCUGCAUCUUGUCCAACCUCCAUCAGUGUGCAGCUGAAGGAGGAGCAGAUGGAGGAAUGGAACAAUGCGUAUGUGCAGAAGAUCAGGAAGCGUCUGGAGGAGGACACCAUGGCACGGGACCAGAGAGAGAAACGCCGCCACCGUGCACUAAUCCAACAGCUACACACACACCAGACCCAUGAAGAGAUGUUGCGGGAGGAGCAGCUGAUUGGACGGUUGAUACGUGAGUCACAGCAGGAGAAGCGAAUCGCAGUGCAGCUGAUGCAGAUCAGAGAGCAGAAGGAGGUUCUGAGACAAAACCGCAUCCUGAGGGAGAGAGAGAUACACACACACACACUGAGAGAGUUCCAGCUCACACAGCACCGAAACAACACACACACUGAGAGAGUUCCAGCUCACACAGCACCGAGAAACAGUUGUGUUGAGCAGGAUCGGAUUAAUCGGGAGGCGGAGCUUCGUAAAGAGCGGGAACUUCACAGGCGUCUCGCUGCUGAGCGUGCUCAGUCCAAACACGUCAAACACCUCAACACCUGCAGGGGGAUUCUGGAGCACAUCGUGGAUCUGGCAACCAAAGCAGGAGAAUACCGUCUACUCACUGCAAAUCUGAUCCCACUGAAGUUGAUGAGGGAGUGGAAGGAGUUGUGGUUGAGUGAGAAGCCGCUGUAUGAGGCUGAGGCGAGUCCAGAGCAGGACAUCGCUGAGAAACUCCACAUCCUCAAUGAGCAGGACUUCACUGACUACAUGCACCUCACCCGCAUCAACCAGGCUCAUGGGAUCCACAUUCUGUCAGCUGAUGCUCUGAUCCAGGAAGCACUGGAAGCUCAUGGCCCAGGAGAAGCUGGAUCGGAGAAGGGUUUGAGAGCUCAGCAUGGUGCAGCUGUGGAAGAAGCACUAAAAACAGGCAAAAGUGUUCCUGAUGUUCUACUUGUUAACAUCAUCACAGACGCAAUCAGGAGGGUUCCGUCAGGUGAAGGUUGGGUUCUAGACGGGUUCCCUGUGGAUAUUUCUCAGGCUCGGCUGCUGGAGAAAGCUCUGGGAGGAGACGAGCCUGAUCAGGAGCACACUGAGGGCCAACACACAAGCCAUGAGUUAGCAGUGGACAGGUACGGCCCUCAGGCUCCGCCCACAUCCUCACCUGUGCUGCAGCUCGCUGUGUUACUGGAGGUGUCUGAUGAGCAGGUGCUGGAACGUCAUCAACGCUCAGUGCAGGAGAAAGAGAUGAACACUGAACUGACAGUGCCUCCUGCUGGAGAGAGUCAGGAACAGACACAGGUCCAACACAGGAUUGUGGGGUUUCAGGACUCUUGGUCCAGGCUGGAGGACUGGUUUGGAGUGGAGCAGAAGAUCUUGGUGAAGUUGAAUGCUGAUGAGGAUGAGGACACUGUGUACAGGGCGCUGGAGACUGUGCUGUUACACGCCAUGGACACUGCAGGGAACGGACCAGAAGACACAUCAGAGAUUGGAGACGUAAUGAAAGCAGACUCAAAUGAUUAUGGUCCUGCAGGUGAGUCAGCUGCUGAAGCCCCACCCCUUCAGCCUGGCUCCUCCUCCUGGGUGUAUGUGGAUGAUCAAAUACCCAAGGAGCUUUCAGAGAACCUGCUGUCACACUGGAAGAACAUGUGCAGCUCAUACGUCUCUAACGUUAAAGCUGUGAUGCAGAAUCUGCGCACGGAGCGGAACCUCAUCAUACACCACCUCUACAAUAUCAGAGAGGAAUAUAAACAGUACCUAAUGAGACCGGACCUGAAGCAGGAGUUUCUGUUUGCAUGGCAGUGUGAAUAUAACAGUGUAGCAGAUGACAUGAGACAUGAAGAAGAGACCAAAUCAGAACUGCACCAGAGACUGGAGGAUCUGCGUGAGCGUCUAUGGGAUAUCUGUGAUAAAAGGAAAGAAGAGGCAAUGCAGGAGAAAGCAGCACUUACAGAAGACGGCUGGCUCCAGAGUCACACUACUGUUCUGAUUAACCACUACUGUACUCUCAUACAGGUGGAAGUGGACAGGUUUCACUACACACUGUGUCUGUUGAGAGAUUAUUACUCAGGGAUGUACAGAGCUGCUGUACCGGAAACUGCACUUCAGUUCACCUGCAUCUCACUGCUUCCCAUCACCGACGGCAACAGCAACCAACGCGAGAGGACAAAAAGCUCUGCAGGUUCGGCUGCAUCUGAGAGAUUUACAAAGAGUGCUGGGAAAAAAGACACUGAGACUGAGGAGAAGAAAAAACCCAGAGUGCCUUCCUCAGCUGACUCCAAAAAAAAUGAGUCUGUUCACCCUGAUGAGAAACUACUGCAGGAGUUCCUUCACACUGCUGUAACUGCUGUCUCACAGCGGGUAACAGCACAGAUGCAGGAGUUGGAUCAGGAGGAGAAUGAGGAGCUGCAGCAGCAGAUAGAGAAAGAUAGAACAUACACACAAUCUCUCACUCCAGCUCCUGCAAUACAGAAGAAAGGAGGCAAGAAGAAAGUCCCCUUCUCCCCAGCCCAGGAGCCCAUCUCACCCCCCCCACCAGAGGAGAAUGAAGAGGAAGUGCAGAAGAGAACAGUGAGAAACACAAUGAGACUGGAGUACAGAACUGCACUACAACAUGAGGAGCGUUUGGUAUAUGAUCGUCUGGAGCGAGUAAAGCUGAAGUGUGUAGAGACGUUGCGAAGUCUCCAGAGUCGAGCAGAAGCAGCUCACAGAGAGAUGGAGGAGUGGGGCGGAGCUCGCUUCCUGUCUGAGGUCAACAGCAUUGAUCAGCUAGCAGUCAUCAUUCGUUACCACAUCGAGAGCGGCUCACAAAUCACACAUGAGCUCACAUUAGCAUGUAGCAACUUUCUUAUCGAUGGAGACACACGUGUGGUGGUGACUCCGCCCCCUCCAUCCCACACACACCCUCCUGAAGUGACCGAUAAGGGCUCUCCAACUGUGCAGCAGCUGUACAACCUGCAUUCCCAUCUGCUCAACAUCGCCCCUACAGGUCUGGUGUCCUGUGGUACAUUGUGUGAGGUCCUGACUCUCUGCAUGGGUUCAGAUGUUCUCUUUAAAGCCUGGAUGCGAUUCAUAGACUCACUGGACUGUGGGAUGGUGGACUGGCGUCAGUUCCUGUUGAGUGCUGCUUGUCCGUGGCCACUUCCCUCACAGGCACAACUAAGAAAUACUCUUGCACACUUUAAAGAGAUCGACACAGAGGGGGGCGGAGUCAUCACACUGCAGCAGUACCUACAGUACCUACAGGUACACACACAAACACACAGAGGGGGGGCGGAGUCAUCACACUGCAGCAGUACCUACAGGUACACACACAAACUCACAGAGGGGGGCGGAGUCAUCACACUGCAGCAGUACCUACAGGUACACACAAACACACAGAGGGGGCGGAGUCAUCACACUGCAGCAGUACCUACAGGUACACACAAACACACAGAGGGGGGCGGAGUCAUCACACUGCAGCAGUACCUACAGGUGGACUUGUGGUUUCCCACUCACAGAGAACUUCCUGUUCCUGAUUCAACCAAACCUCAACCCGGUGACAGACUGACCAACCUCAGAAAGUUCUUCUUUACUUUGUUCUCAGACUCCGCCCACUCCCCACCUGUGUGUGACUACAUGAACAUGCUGCUGUAUUUCUGCUCUCAUCCUGAUCCAGCACACGGCUUCACCAGAGCACUGAGCCUAGUGACACAACACACACUGCGCUACACACACACACACACAGCACCGAAUGGUGUGUACACUAAAUGUGUGUGUGUGUGUUCGUGCGUGCGUGCGUGCGUGCAGGUGGACUUGUGGUUUCCCACUCACAGAGAACUUCCUGUUCCUGAUUCAACCAAACCUCAACCCGGUGACAGACUGACCAACCUCAGAAAGUUCUUCUUUACUUUGUUCUCAGACUCCGCCCACUCCCCACCUGUGUGUGACUACAUGAACAUGCUGCUGUAUUUCUGCUCUCAUCCUGAUCCAGCACACGGCUUCACCAGAGCACUGAGCCUAGUGACACAACACACACUGCGCUACACACACACACACAGCACCGGCCUGCUGCAGUCCUAUGUCACAGGUGAUGUGUGUGAUGAAGAGGAGAAGGUGUUUGAGGGUGAUGAAGGUGGUGUAUCUGUGGAUGAUGUUCUCAGAGUUGUGACUCACAGAGGAGCUCCAAUCUCAUCUCACACUACAGUUUACAACACAGAGGAGCUGAAGCAGGAUCUCAUGGAGGUGUUUGAAAGGCUUGGUAUUAACCCCGACACAAAAAUACCGUUUAAUUUGUUGUCUCAACAACCACUUCUUCAACAACUUAUGAACACAUCACAGUACCUGCUGAGAGACUUGUCCCGAGUUUUGGAGAUCCAGCAGAGUACUUCAGUAGAAGAUCCUGCAGGUGAAAUUCCAUCCACACCAACACCAGGAGAAGCUCCACAAUAAUGUACAUGGACAGGAUCAGUUCCCUCGUGUAAAUUCUUCACUCAUCAAAACUCAUCUUACUGAUACACCAACCACACCAACCCUCUCCUCUCUUCACCAACUCCACUGAUGGACCUCCGCAACCUUCAUCUACAGCUGAGGAUCUUCUCUCACUGCUUUUCUCAUGGCUGCAGGAUGGAAUGUGAAGUGACCAUGGAGAGCGAAGAGCAACCAAGAUAAAGUGGAGAGAAGCACAUCUUUAUAAAUCUCGUACACAUCUCUUUCUCUCUCUCUCUCACACACACACACACACACUUGUUUCUCCUCUUAAAGCUCAGUAAAAUGUGUCUGUAUAAAACA
Molecule: messenger RNA, 5707 nt
Organism: Silurus meridionalis
Lineage: Eukaryota; Metazoa; Chordata; Actinopteri; Siluriformes; Siluridae
Gene: spef2
Product: sperm flagellar 2
Biological process (GO): sperm axoneme assembly
Cellular component (GO): sperm midpiece; manchette
Molecular function (GO): protein binding
Source: RefSeq, a predicted model, not a curated record